AUGCCGAAUAGAAAUAGAAAUCAAUCAAGAGAGGGAAAUGAAGAAAAUGCUAAUGAACAACAAGAAAAUGCUGUUACACCAGUAGAUGAACAAAAUAAUAAUGUUGCUAAUAAUAAUAAUCCCAAUCCCACUCCUCCUGCUCCAGCACGUGCAUCAACAUGGGAUACAAUAAAAUCAAUGGCUUUCCGGAUGUUAAUGUUUUAUUUCGUUACACAAUUUUUCCGUCGUUCACCUGCAAGUAAUACUGCUGGAAAUAGUACACUAUCAACAAAUCUUAAUAGUGGUUUUACUCCCGGUAAUCUUUAUGCAAAUGGAGAUUUACUUGUAAUGAAUUUUUCUUUCGAAAAAAAAA
Molecule: messenger RNA, 352 nt
Organism: Adineta steineri
Lineage: Eukaryota; Metazoa; Rotifera; Eurotatoria; Adinetida; Adinetidae
Source: the annotation of a GenBank genome assembly